Daphnia magna is the source of this 1351-nucleotide messenger RNA. RefSeq names its product probable maleylacetoacetate isomerase 2. Gene Ontology annotation, cellular component: cytoplasm; mitochondrion. Gene Ontology annotation, biological process: L-phenylalanine catabolic process; glutathione metabolic process. NCBI's taxonomy places the organism in Eukaryota, Metazoa, Arthropoda, Branchiopoda, Diplostraca, Daphniidae. The record is from RefSeq and is a predicted model, not a curated record. The transcript has 8 exons. The coding region runs from base 116 to 760 and encodes 214 amino acids. Gene Ontology annotation, molecular function: maleylacetoacetate isomerase activity; glutathione transferase activity.
AUUGCUGACUAUGACGCAGUGCCGCCACAUUCGAACCCUGAAGGAUUUCGUUGAGACAAGGCAUUGUUAGUGCUUCACUGGACAAACAUUCCCGGGGUUCGAAAUUGUCGGCAAAAUGAGCACGGUUGUUUUGUACUCAUAUUUUCGUAGUUCAUGUUCGUGGAGAGUACGUAUAGCUCUUGAGUUAAAAGAAAUUGAUUAUGAAUAUAAAGCUGUGCACUUGGUGAAGGGAGGUGGACAACAGAAUGCUGAUGACUAUAAAGUCCUAAAUCCGAUGGCACAAGUUCCUUCGCUGACUAUUGGUGAGAAAGUUUUCACACAGUCGAUUGCAAUUAUGGAAUACUUAGAAGAAUCAUACCCUUCUAAACCAUUGUUGCCACAAGACACUUUCCAGCGUUUCAAAGUGAGGGAGAUAUGUGAAAUUAUUGGUUCUGGAAUUCAGCCCUUACAGAAUUUGGCUGUGCUUAAACAGUUUGAAGAAUCAAAACAAAAAGAUUGGGCUUCAAAAUGGAUUGUAAAAGGUCUUAUAGCUUUAGAAAAAGUACUAGAAGGUACCAGUGGAAAGUACUGUGUUGGAGAUGACAUCACGCUUGCUGAUUGUUGUCUCGUUCCGCAGUUGUACAACGCUAGAAGAUUCGAAGUGAACGUAGAACAGUUUCCCAAUGUUGUUCGGGUGGAAAAAAACCUUGAAAUUCUCGAACCUUUUAUCAAGGCCCAUCCCAACCGGCAACCUGAUUGUCCGCCUGAACUUGCAGCGUGAAUUGGACGAGUAUGCUAGUUACUCUUUGUAGUCGGGAUCGUGUUUAAUUCCAUAGCAUUAUUAUUAUGAUAUUAAAAUCGAUUUAAAAUUUUAUUGUAUUGUUGGAAAUGAAAUACUGAUAUUACUUGAAUGAAAACUAAUUGAUAUUGACUCAGAAUCCUUAUUCAUUAUUUAUUUCUAAUACAAACUUACAAUGGAAGUGCAAGAGUUCAAUUUCAGGAAAGGAACGCUGAAUAGGCAAUACGCAAACGGAACAAGGCCGCAAUCCUGCAACCCGCAAAGCGUCUGGGUCGGGGGGAGUCGGGGCUCGGGGCUCGGGGAGUGGGAGAUCGCAGAUCGGUUGCUGAGAACUUCGUUUUGCAUUAGUUGAAAUGACAACCUGGGUUUGUUCGUCGUCUGUUCGCACCAUUCGUUAAACCUUAAGCUAAGUCAAACUAAGCAUCAGUUGCGUUCCAAUCGAAUUUUUACCUGUCGGCUAUCGCUUGUCGACAUAUUUUAAUUCCUUUCUUAAGUACCUACCUAAUAAGCUAUUCCAAAAUGGACUCAGGUGGAUUCGGCAAAGCUCAAAAACCGCCAAAAGUGGCAAAGGUU